Microthlaspi erraticum is the source of this 3819-nucleotide messenger RNA. NCBI's taxonomy places the organism in Eukaryota, Viridiplantae, Streptophyta, Magnoliopsida, Brassicales, Brassicaceae. The record is from the annotation of a GenBank genome assembly.
AUGGAUGCCGUGACGGCGAAUUUGGUCCAAUCUCCCUCGUUACUGCGUCGAACUUCCGAAAACGUCUCCCGCUCGAGUUUCCUGACGGCAAGCUGUCCUCCUGGGUUCAUGCGAUUCGGCUCCGGACCUCAAUUGCGUCUCAGACAUAACUCUUCUCUGCAAUUCACGAGACCAUUGCAAAUUAGCCGAACAACAUCUGCCAAAUCUCGGAGAAGCGUCGUGGUCAAAGCUUCAGCUUCUGGUGACGCUUCAACCGGUUCAAUCGCGCCGCUUCAGUUGAAAUCUCCGGUGGGGCAGUUUCUGUCACAGAUACUAGUGAGCCAUCCUCAUCUCGUGCCAGCAGCCGUCGAACAGCAGCUUGAGCAGCUCCAAACCGAUCGUGACGCUGAGGAACAGAUCAAAGAUGCAUCAUCCUCUGCUCCUGGAACAACAGACAUUGUUCUCUACAGGAGAAUAGCUGAGGUUAGGGAGAAAGAGAGACGAAGAGCUUUGGAGGAGAUUUUAUAUGCAUUAGUUGUUCAGAAGUUUAUGGACGCUAAUGUUUCACUUGUUCCAUCGAUUACCUCAUCAUCUGUGGAUCCUUCUGGUCGAGUUGAUACUUGGCCGACUCAAGAUGGAGAACUCGAGCAGCUUUACUCUCCCGAGGUUUACGAGAUGAUUCAGAAUCAUCUCUCCGUCAUUCUCAAAAACCGCGUUGGUGAUCUUUCAACCAUAGCGCAGAUAAGCAAGCUCGGGGUUGGACAGGUGUAUGCUGCUUCUGUCAUGUAUGGGUACUUCCUUAAGCGGAUCGACCAAAGGUUUCAGCUUGAGAAGACGAUGAGGAUUCUUCCAGGUGGGUCAGACGAAGGUGAGACUGGCAUUGAGCAAGCUGGCAGAGAAGCAGAGAGAAGCUUCUAUGAUGAAGAUGCGGAGGAGACUUAUCAAGCUGUGUCUUCAAACCAAGAUGUUGGUGGUUCGUUUAUGAUCAACGCCAGUGGCGGUUUUGGCAGCGAGACAAAGCAGUCUCGGUUGAAGACGUACGUUAUGUCCUUUGACGGUGAAACCCUUCAGAGAUACGCUACGAUAAGGUCAAGAGAAGCAGUUGGGAUCAUCGAGAAGCAUACAGAGGCGUUGUUUGGGAGGCCAGAGAUUGUGAUAACGCCACAGGGCACAAUUGAUUCGUCCAAGGACGAGCAUAUAAAGAUCAGCUUCAAGGGACUGAAGAGGCUUGUGUUGGAGGCUGUGACGUUUGGGUCGUUCCUUUGGGAUGUGGAGAGUCAUGUAGAUUCAAGUGAUGAUGUCUCAUUCACCAUCUAUUACGGUGGGAAGUUUACAAAUAUGUCGGAUGACACACUUGUUUACAAUGGUGGAUCUGGGCAUGAGCUCCUUACACAGCCAAGAUCAUUGUUUCAGGGAUUGCCGGUUAGUUUGUAUGGACAAAGAAUUUGGUACAAAUUACCAUUUGAAGAUUUGAAAGAGCUUAGGAUAUUGUGUGAGGGUACUGAGAAUUUCGAGAGGAUGUGUGAAGCAGCUAAGUGGACUAGGAUGAUUGAGAUUUAUAUGGAGAAAGAUGAAGAUUGUGAAGGGGAUCACGGUAAUGAGGAAGGAAGAAAUGACGAUCAAAAUAUGGAAAGAGGCGCUGAUCAGGUUGAGCAAAGAGGAAGAGAUGAUAAUAAUGAAGAUGGAAGAGAUAAUAAUACUGAUGAUGGAAGAGAUCAAGACAGAGAAGAUGGACGAGAGGUAUACGAGAUGUGUGAAGAAGAAGCUCAGGUUGAAGAAGUAGUGGCUAAGUUUUUUGAAGAGGAGGAGAAUGAUGACUACCAACGAACUCCUACUACAUCAGACAACGAAGGAAGAAAAAUCCAGAGGUGUCCUUAUGAUAGGUGGGUAAGAGGAAGUGGAGAACUCAAGAUUAAGCAAGUGUUUGAAAGCGUGAAAGAGUUUAGAGAAGCUGUGAUUGAGUACGCAUUGAAAGGAGGUUGGAAUAUACGGUUUAAUAGGUGGGGAGCUGUGAAGUCUGAGGCAUUGUGUGGUAUUGAGAAGUGCAGUUGGAGAGUCUACUGUUCUUAUGAGGAUUCAAUUGCUAUGUGGAUGAUAAAGACGUUUCAAGAGAACCAUACCUGUUUCAAAGAUGGUCGAUGCAAAAUCUUGUCACAACAAGUGAUAUGUGACAUGUUCAUCCAUGAACUGAGAAAUGAUCCUCUACUCAAACCAGUCAUUAUGCAGCAGAGAAUCCAUGACCGUUACGAUGUGGCUCCUUCACAUAAUCAAUGCCGUAAAGCGAAGAAAAAAGCAUUGGAGCUUAUUGAAGAAGAAUUCAAAGAACAAUAUUCAAGGAUGAAAGAUUACAGAGAUGAACUUAAAGCGAGAAACCCACACUCGACAGUGGAGGUUAGAACUGAGAUUAAUGCGGUUGGGGUAGAAGUUUUUGACAGUUUUUACAUGUGUUUUUCUGGGCUGCGUGAUACAUGGAAAGGCCAUUGCCGACCAAUCUUCGGAAUAGAUGGCUGUUUUCUCAAGUCCAAUUCCAAAGGACAGCUCUUGGCAGCCGUUGGGAGAGAUGCAAACAAUCAGAUCUACCCUUUCGCUUGGGCAGUUGUGCAAGUGGAGAACAGCGAGAGUUGGUUGUGGUUCAUUCGUCACUUGAAAAACGACUUAGGCCUUGGAAAUGGUGAAGGAUUCACUGUCAUUUCUGAUAGGCAAAAGGGACUACUCUUUGCUGUGAACCAAGAAUUACCAGAGAUUGAGCACCGUAUGUGUGCAAGACAUAUUUAUGGUAAUAUAAGGAAGGAUCAUCCUAGGAAGCCGCAGUUGAAGACCAAGUUUUGGCGUGUGGUUGAUAGUUUCAAUGAGGAAGAUUAUGAAAUAAAUCUGGCGCAACUGAAGAAAUAUGAUAGUGAUAUCUAUGAGGCCUUCAUGAGUAGAAAUCCAAGAAACUGUAGCCGGGCUUUCUUCAAGACCGAUUCAUGCUGUGAAGAUGCACUUAAUAACUUCUCAGAGAGUUACAACAAUACACUUGAAAAGGCGAGAGCAAUGCCAUUGAUUCAGAGUUUGGAAACCAUGAGGAGGCAAACUAUGAUGAGGAUAGCGAUGAGAAGGAAAAUGACGCAGAAGCAUAAGGCCACACACUCUCUAAAGGUUGCUCUAGUGAUCGCAGAAGAAGAAAAAGCGGUUAAACACUUGAGGACAAUCGCUUCACGCCCUGGUCUGUUUGAAGUUAUGGAUAACGGUCAAUCACACAAGGUUAAUAUGAAGGAGAAGACAUGCAGAUGUAGGAAAUGGGAUCUGACAGGGAUUCCAUGCCGUCACGCGUUACGCGUUGUGUUUGACAACCCGAAAACAUACAAGAAAGAGGACUUGGUUUCUGAUUGGUAUUUGACUACUAAGUGGCAGGAUCAAUAUAUCGAUUCUAUUGGACCGGUCAAUGGGAUGAAAUUUUGGAGAACAAGUGGAGAAACAACGCUUGAGGCACCAGAUACAGAGGUACAAAAGGGUCGGAAAAAAAAUCCACAGAAACGGAUCAAAGGUGUUAAUGAGUCACCAAAAAAGGGAAAAAAGGCCACAAACCAUGGUAGAGAUAUGCAUUGUUACCGCUGCGGUUUGGCUGACCACAACGCUUACAAGUGUCCUAAUUCGGGUGUACCAUUUAAACCUAGGCCGCCAAAAAAAUCCAAAUUGGCUGAUGGUAUGGAAGAUCCAAGACCUGUUGGAAAGAAAGGGCGUAAACCCAAGAAGAAGAAGACAGUAACCGAGGUGGUUGAGUCUCAAGAUCUUGCAGGUCCUAGUCAGCCAACUCAGACUUCUACUCCUGAAUUUGGAGAAUGGGACAGGUGGACAUGA